AUGGCCAGCGGUAGGGCUCCAGGUCGUCAUCCCGCCGCUGGCCGGGAUGAUGACCUACUGCAGUUGGAGGAAUCGGCCCCGAUUUACAACACAGGACGGCCUCCACCGGUCAACGACGAGAGACUCUUGCGACAGUACAACAUCGACGAUACCGACCCUUCUCAACCUCGUCCUUCGGUAUCUUACGAUAAUUUUGUCGGCGGAAGAGUCGAACCGCAAUCCGGUGCCCAUGCGAUGGGUUCCGCGCCUCCCCCGUCGGGAGCCGGCGUCUACAUGACCGAUCCCUACUCCGGGCACGAUGUAUCGCGAACCUAUUCGCAGUCCUCGGGGCUGGAUAACUACCAGCGGUAUUCGGUCGACGAGUAUGAUGACGACCGGAACAUGCAUGGGUACUACGAUAUGACGGGCCAGGACCCGAUGGAGGGGGACUCUCGCAUGCGGCAGGCGAAGGACCGGAAUAGCAUACUGAGUCUGGGCGGCGGGAUAAUGGGCAGAGCGAAGCAUAUGUUGGGGAUGAAGCCUGAGUAUUCCGAGAUGGACCUUCCCCUGACCGAGUCCGGGGCGCGAGCUGCGCGUGCCGACAGUGCGGUUUCUGAGGAGGCGGCGGCACCGAAGAAGUCGAAGAAACCGUCGUUCAAGUUUGGCUUUGGUCGUGGAAAGACUGACCCAUCUUUGCUCGGUCCUCGUGAGAUCAUGCUGAACAACCCCCCGGCGAACGCCGCGCACAAGUUUGUCGACAACCACGUGUCAACAGCCAAAUACAACAUCAUCACCUUCCUCCCGAAGUUCUUAUACGAGCAGUUCUCGAAAUAUGCAAACUUAUUUUUCUUAUUCACCGCCGUGUUGCAGCAAAUCCCUAAUGUUUCGCCAACGAAUCGGUAUACUACAAUCGGACCGUUGGCGAUUGUGUUGAUGGUAUCAGCUAUUAAGGAAAUGUUUGAGGAUUACAAACGGAGAACGUCGGACAGGUCGCUGAAUUACUCCAAAACACAAGUUCUCAAAGGAUCCGCAUUUCACGACACUAAAUGGGUUGAUGUGUCUGUGGGAGACAUCGUCCGUGUUGAGUCCGAGCAGCCGUUCCCAGCCGACUUGGUUCUCUUGGCCUCUUCGGAACCAGAGGGCCUAUGUUAUAUCGAAACGGCAAAUCUUGACGGCGAGACUAACCUCAAAAUUAAGCAAGGUAUCCCGGAAACUUCGCAUUUGGUCAGUCCGGCAGAUCUCAGCCGGCUCAGUGGCCGCCUACGUUCUGAGCAGCCCAACAGCAGCCUGUAUACAUACGAAGCUACUUUGACCAUGCACGCCGGAGGAGGAGAAAAGGAACUACCGUUAGCACCAGACCAACUGUUGCUUCGAGGAGCAACGCUUCGGAACACCCCAUGGAUCCACGGCAUUGUUGUCUUCACCGGCCACGAGACGAAGUUGAUGCGAAACGCUACCGCCACACCCAUCAAGCGGACUGCUGUGGAGCGCAUGGUUAAUAUCCAGAUUUUGAUGUUGGUCAGCAUUCUCAUCGCACUAAGUGUGGUCAGCUCCGUUGGCGACUUGAUCAUCCGCCGGACCGAAAAGGACAAGCUCAUCUACCUUGACUACGGAAACACAAACCCCGGAAAGCAGUUUAUCAUGGAUAUAUUCACCUACUGGGUCCUUUACUCCAACCUUGUUCCUAUAUCGCUCUUCGUUACCAUCGAAAUUGUGAAAUAUUCACAGGCAUUGUUGAUCAAUUCUGACCUCGACAUCUACUACGAUGUGACUGAUACGCCAGCUACUUGCAGAACAUCCUCGUUAGUUGAAGAACUUGGUCAAAUCGAGUACAUUUUCUCCGACAAGACUGGUACCUUGACUUGCAACAUGAUGGAGUUCAAGGAGUGCACGAUUGGCGGUAUUCAAUAUGGAGAGGAUGUCGCAGAAGAUCGGCGUGCUACGGUAGAAGACGGAGUUGAGGUGGGCGUACACGAUUUCAAGAAGCUCGGUGAAAACCUGGUGUCUCACCCCACCAAAGAUGCAAUCCACCAUUUCCUUACUCUGCUUGCCACGUGCCACACUGUUAUUCCUGAAAGAUCCGAAGCGGACCCGACUAAGAUCAAAUACCAAGCCGCGUCUCCCGACGAGGGGGCUCUUGUUGAGGGUGCGGCUCAAAUGGGUUAUCAGUUCAGCAACCGAAGGCCUAGGUCUGUGAUCAUAACAGUGGCAGGACAAGAGUACGAGUACGAACUACUAGCAGUAUGUGAAUUCAAUUCCACCAGAAAGCGUAUGUCGACCAUCUUCCGAUGCCCAGAUGGACGCAUUCGCAUCUACGUCAAAGGUGCGGAUACCGUCAUCCUCGAGCGCCUUAACGAAGACAACCCCAUUGUCGAAUCGACAUUGCAACAUCUCGAAGAAUAUGCGUCAGAUGGCCUUCGUACUCUUUGUUUGGCCAUGCGUGAAGUCCCCGAGGACGAAUUCCAGCAGUGGUACCAAAUAUUUGACAAGGCAGCCACAACAGUCAGUGGAAACCGUGCAGAGGAGCUCGAUAAAGCGGCCGAGCUUAUUGAGAAGGAUUUCUAUCUCCUUGGUGCUACUGCUAUUGAAGAUCGACUUCAGGACGGCGUCCCUGACACCAUUCAUACCUUGCAAACCGCGGGUAUCAAGGUCUGGGUUCUGACUGGUGACAGACAGGAAACCGCCAUUAACAUUGGCAUGUCCUGCAAGUUGAUCUCGGAGGAUAUGACGCUUCUGAUUGUCAAUGAGGAUAGUGCGGAGGCUACCAGGGACAACUUGACCAAGAAGCUCCAGGCCGUUCAGAGUCAAACCGAACCCGAACAGCUUGCCCUGAUUAUUGAUGGUAGAUCUCUGACGUUUGCCCUUGAAAAGGAUAUGGAAAAGUUGUUCCUUGAUCUUGCUGUCCAGUGUAAGGCUGUUAUUUGCUGUCGUGUUUCACCACUUCAAAAGGCUCUCGUUGUCAAACUUGUUAAACGCCAUCUUAAAGCUUUGCUUUUGGCUAUUGGUGACGGUGCCAACGAUGUUUCUAUGAUCCAAGCGGCUCACGUUGGCGUUGGUAUCAGUGGUGUCGAAGGUUUGCAAGCCGCAAGGUCCGCCGACGUUUCUAUCGCUCAGUUCCGCUAUCUUCGCAAACUUCUUCUCGUUCAUGGAGCUUGGAGUUACCAUCGGAUUAGUCGCGUCAUCCUUUACUCAUUCUAUAAGAAUAUUGCGCUUUACAUGACACAGUUUUGGUACUCUUUCCAAAAUGCAUUCUCUGGUGAAGUUAUUUACGAAUCAUGGACUCUUUCGUUUUACAACGUCUUAUUCACCCUGCUACCCCCGUUUGCGAUGGGUAUUUGUGAUCAGUUCAUCUCCGCCCGUCUCCUAGACCGAUACCCUCAGUUGUAUCAACUCGGACAGAAGGGAAUGUUCUUCAAGCGCCACAGCUUCUGGUCGUGGAUUGCCAACGGCUUCUACCACUCUCUCCUGCUAUACAUCGUCUCUCAACUAAUCUUCUACUCCGACCUUCCGCAAGGUGACGGUAAAGUCAGCGGCCACUGGGUCUGGGGUUCGGCACUAUACACCGCCGUGUUAGCUACUGUUCUUGGGAAAGCAGCACUGAUCACAAACAUUUGGACGAAAUACACGUUCAUUGCCAUCCCGGGUUCGAUGGUCAUCUGGCUUGUGUUCCUUCCAGCCUAUGGUUAUGUGGCACCGUUAAGGGGCUUUUCGGAAGAAUACUACGGCACCAUUCCGCGUCUGUUCACCUCCCCCAUCUUCUACUUGAUGGCGAUCGUUCUCCCCUGUAUCUGUCUCCUCCGCGACUAUGCCUGGAAAUACGCCAAGCGGAUGUACUACCCACAACACUACCACCACGUCCAGGAAAUCCAGAAAUACAAUGUCCAGGACUACCGUCCGCGUAUGGAGCAGUUCCAGAAGGCGAUCCGGAAAGUACGACAGGUGCAGCGCAUGCGCAAGCAGCGCGGUUAUGCAUUCAGUCAGGCCGACGAGGGUGGGCAGAUGAAGGUCGUCAAUGCUUACGAUACCACGAGAGGAAGAGGGCGAUACGGAGAGAUGGCCAGUUCGCGGAACUUGGUAUAA
Molecule: messenger RNA, 4059 nt
Organism: Aspergillus puulaauensis
Lineage: Eukaryota; Fungi; Ascomycota; Eurotiomycetes; Eurotiales; Aspergillaceae
Product: aminophospholipid-translocating P4-type ATPase DRS2
Exons: 3
Coding region: 1-4059 (1352 amino acids)
Biological process (GO): endocytic recycling; phospholipid translocation; post-Golgi vesicle-mediated transport
Cellular component (GO): plasma membrane
Molecular function (GO): magnesium ion binding; ATP hydrolysis activity; ATPase-coupled intramembrane lipid carrier activity
Source: RefSeq, a predicted model, not a curated record